AUGAAUGGGCUCGAAAUCUCACCAUUCAUCCAAUCUUUACCCAAGGUCGAACUCCACAUACAUAUUGAGGGCACUCUGACACCAAGGUUGCGAUGGAAACUCUCCAAGCGAAAUAACAUAAAGCUGCCCUAUGAUACAUACGAGGAUCUUGUUGCCUCCUACGCCGUGACAUACAACCAUCGCAAAGAGGUGAAUGGCGACAAUGGCGCGCCGACAUUUCUCGAAGCAUUCUACGCAGGAUGUCAAGUGUUGCAGACCGAAGAGGACUUUUACGAACUCGCCAUGGAGUAUUUCCAGAAGGCGGCGAAGAUGAACGUACGCUAUGUCGAGCCUAUGUUCUCGACGCAAGAUCACAUCCAACGUGGAAUUCCGGCGCAAACGGUGUUGGAUGGCUAUCUCAGAGCUCAACAUGACGGGCCUGGCAGGUAUGGUAUUCACAGUAACUGGAUCUUCUGCUUCCUCCGCGACCACCCUGUCCUGGAAGCAAAAGAUGCCUAUGAGGAGGCACUACCAUGGGGAAGCGUGGAGGGUGGAAAAGGUCUCUUUCACGCCGUCGGACUCGCGAGCAAUGAAUUUGGCCGGCCACCAUUGAUCUUUGAGCAACAUUUUCGUUGCCCGAAAAGUGAUGGACUCCAUGUUACCAUGCAUUGCGACGUGGACCAGAAAGACGCUGUGGCCCAUGUCCAUGAGACCAUAUUUGAUAUCCUCAACGGUCAAGGCACCGAGAGGAUCGACCACGGAUUGAACGCUGUCGACGAUCCGAGAUUGAUAGCAGGACUCAGAGCCAGGAACAUUCCUUUGACACUCUGUCCGCAUGCAUACCAUCGACGACAGAAAACGGAGGUAUUGUUUCCCAAGAUCACCAAAUUAUGGAAAGAAGGGGUCAAGAUUUGCAUCAACUCAGACGAUCCAACUUACAUGCAUAAUGUAUGGAUUGACGGUAAUAUGCAGAAAGUCUAUACUUACUGUUCGUUCACCAAAGUAGACAUGAUAAACCUCGUUCGCAACGCUGUUGAGGCCAGUUGGGCUGAGCAAGGCAUCAAGGAAGCUAUUCUCGAUGAGUUAGCUGCUGUAGAUGUGACAGAAGACAAUUGA
Exophiala bonariae is the source of this 1095-nucleotide messenger RNA. RefSeq lists its product as uncharacterized. Bases 1 to 1095 code for a protein of 364 amino acids. Gene Ontology annotation, cellular component: cytosol. The transcript has a single exon. Gene Ontology annotation, biological process: adenine catabolic process; hypoxanthine salvage. Gene Ontology annotation, molecular function: adenine deaminase activity. The record is from RefSeq and is a predicted model, not a curated record. Lineage: Eukaryota; Fungi; Ascomycota; Eurotiomycetes; Chaetothyriales; Herpotrichiellaceae.